AUGGCUGGAAUCGGUGUGGCAACGGGCGCGGCCCUCACCAGCGGCGCUAACGGUAGCGCCAUCUCUCCCUCGGCCGUGACCAGCUCCGCCUCGGCGUCGUCGUCAAGCAUCACUGUCGGUGUGCUCGCCAUGCAGGGCGCAUUCCGUGAACAUGCGUCACACGUCAACCGCCUCAACACGCUCUACCCACACCAGACCAUCCGUAGCACCCUCGUCCGCACGCCCGAACAGCUCGCCGACUGCGAUGCGCUCAUCAUCCCCGGUGGAGAGUCCACCGCCAUCUCACUCGGCUGCGAACGCAUCGGUUUGCUCGAACCUCUUCGCCAGUGGGUGAGGCAAGGUCGACCCGUAUGGGGCACGUGUGCAGGUAUGAUCAUGCUCGCAAGGGAGGCGAGUGGAGGCAAAAAGGGUGGUCAGCAGUUGAUCGGCGGCGUCGAUGUCAGGGUCGGGAGGAAUGGAUUUGGCUCACAGAUCGAUUCGUUCGAGACUGGGCUGACGAUCGAAGGGCUGGACAGGCAGGACGAGCCUUUCAAUGGAGUGUUCAUUCGUGCACCGGUGGUUGACGCCUUGCUUCUGCCGAGCGAUCUCGAAAAGGUCGCAGUGGACCAACCCACGCUUGUCAAGCGUGUCGACCCAGAUGCGUUGCCAGACUCUGUCCCUACUCCGAUCACAAACACCAACGCAGUGCCCCUCACACCUACAGCAGAGCUACCGGCCAACGCAUCCGAACCGCCGCUUCCCAAACUCGCCAACACGGAUCCAGCAUUACGGAUCGUCGUGGCACCUCCACUCUAUGAUACGUCGGAUCCCAUCGCAUCAGCACAAAAGCGACCGCCCAUCGAGAUCCUCGCCACUUUGCCGGAACCGGUGACGACGCCUCUGUCGCCUUCCAACCGCCCAGUUGCCGCUCACGUAGCGCAGCGCGAUCCGAGGAUGGACAUCGCACGCAGACCCGACCACGACUCGCAGAUCGUCGCUUUGCGGCAGGGCAACAUCUUGAUGACCAGCUUCCAUCCCGAGUUGACCCCGGAUACGAGGCUGCACAAUCUGUUUGUGAGCAAGAUCGUUGUUCCUUACAAGAAGCAGCAGAGCGAGCAGUAG
Molecule: messenger RNA, 1101 nt
Organism: Pseudozyma hubeiensis SY62
Lineage: Eukaryota; Fungi; Basidiomycota; Ustilaginomycetes; Ustilaginales; Ustilaginaceae
Exons: 1
Coding region: 1-1101 (366 amino acids)
Biological process (GO): pyridoxal 5'-phosphate biosynthetic process; pyridoxine metabolic process
Cellular component (GO): glutaminase complex; cytosol
Molecular function (GO): glutaminase activity
Source: RefSeq, a predicted model, not a curated record